AUGCGCGGUGAGGAAGGCCGCAAUUUUCAUGGUCGGCCUGCUGAAAGUCGACAUAACUCGUCGAGAAGCAAAAGCGCAAAUAAAGCGUCAUUUGGAGCCAGACUUUGGAAUUUCAUCAGGACAUCGAAGGGCAAUAGUUCAUCAUCUUUCAAGUCUACUGGCGGUGCAAUAGAACUCAAAAAUCAACAACUCGAUCGCGAAAUCCACCCGGGCACUACCCCCGUUUAUGAUAGAUACAAAUAUGCGCCCAACGCUAUCAGCAAUGCUCGUUACAGCCCGAUCACUUUCAUCCCGAUAAUACUGUAUGAGCAGUUCAAGUUUUUUUUCAAUUUGUAUUUUUUGGUGGUGGCUCUCUCGCAAGCUAUUCCACCGCUACGGAUUGGCUAUUUGUCCUCUUACAUCGUGCCGCUCGCAUUUGUCCUGACGGUAACCAUGAGCAAAGAAGCUCUUGACGAUAUCCAGAGACGACGCAGGGAUAACGAGUCCAACAAUGAGCUCUAUGAAGUCUUGAGCACCGCUCAGCUCGUGCCCAGCAAAGACUUGAAGGUAGGGGAUCUCAUUAAAAUUGGAAAAGGUGCAAGGGCACCUGCUGACUUGGUGCUUCUCCAGUCAAGCGAAGCCUCGGGCGAGAAUUUCAUAAAAACUGAUCAGCUGGACGGCGAGACGGACUGGAAACUCCGACUAGCUUGUCCAUUGACUCAACAUUUGUCCCAGGACGAUCUCUUGAACAAAAUAUCCAUUACAGCAUCCCCACCUGAGUCCUCGAUCGGAAACUUUUUAGGAAAACUCACUUACAACUCAUCACAGAGUCAACCGCUUUCCGUCGACAACACAAUGUGGGCAAACACUGUUUUUGCUUCGGCAGGAACCUCAAUAGCAUGUGUUGUUUACACUGGUACCGAUACUCGGCAGGCAAUGAAUACAACGACCUCCAGUGUGAAGACAGGUCUGUUAGAGCUUGAGAUAAACAGCCUGUCCAAAAUACUAUGUGCUUGCGUCUUCAUCUUAUCAGUCACACUAGUGGCUUUCGCAGGUUUUGAUAAUCAAGACUGGUAUAUCGAUACAAUGAGGUAUCUAAUUCUUUUCUCUACCAUCAUUCCCGUCUCGUUGCGAGUCAACUUGGAUUUGGGGAAGUCCGUUUAUGCUCGUCAAAUUGAACACGACAAAACUAUUCCUGAAACGGUGGUGAGGACAAGUACGAUACCAGAGGAUCUCGGCAGGGUUGAGUAUUUGCUCAGCGAUAAAACUGGAACGUUAACCCAAAAUGACAUGGAAUUGAAGAAAUUGCACCUAGGCACUGUCUCUUACACCUCAGAGACUAUGGAUAUCGUAACAGACUAUGUUAGUUCCAUGCCAUCUCAAAUGGAGUCUUCUUUAGGUACGGGUGGAGCAAAACGGGACAUGCCCACCAGAGUACGGGAUUUGAUAUCCGCGCUCGCUUUAUGCCACCAGGUGACCCCGACUUUUGAAGACGGUGAACUGACAUACCAAGCCGCAUCUCCCGAUGAGAUUGCAAUUGUCAAGUUCUCGGAAUCUGUGGGGCUCACACUUUUCAAGAGAGAUCGGCAUUCUAUAACCUUACUACACGACCAGUCCGGAGCAUUUUUCGAAUACGACAUCAAGAAGGUCUUCCCUUUCAAUUCGGAUAACAAACGGAUGGGUAUUGUUUUAUUCGACAAGCAGAGGCAAGAGUAUUGGUUUUUACAGAAGGGCGCUGAUGUGGUAAUGGCAAAAAUAGUACAAAGCAAUGAUUGGUUGGAGGAGGAGACUGGAAACCUUGCUCGCGAAGGGCUCAGAACACUAGUUGUGGGCCGCAAAAAGCUAUCUAAGAAGACUUAUGAACUUUUCGAGAAAGAAUAUAAAGAAGCUUCCCUGAACAUGCUUAAUAGAGAAGCUUCCAUGAGCGCAGUUGUUGGAAGACAUUUAGAACACAAUCUCGAGAUUUUGGGAUUGACCGGCGUGGAAGAUAAGCUUCAAGAGGAUGUCAAAUCUUCGAUUGAACUUUUGCGUAAUGCAGGUAUCAAGAUCUGGAUGCUUACCGGUGAUAAAGUCGAGACGGCUCGUUGUGUUUCUAUUAGCGCUAAGCUUGUUUCAAGGGGCCAAUAUGUUCACACAAUAACUAAGCUUAACAGAUCGGAAGGUGCUCUCAACCAAUUGGAACUUUUGAAAGUUAACAAAAAUUCGUGUUUAUUGAUUGAUGGGGAAUCUUUGGGCUUUUAUCUCGAUCAUUAUAGACAAGAAUUCUUUGAUUCCGUGGUUCAACUUCCUGCUGUCAUUGCCUGCCGCUGCACUCCGCAACAGAAGGCUGAUGUAGCCACUUUCAUUCGAGAAGUUACUGGCAAGAGAGUUUGCUGCAUAGGUGACGGAGGAAAUGAUGUUAGCAUGAUCAGAGCCGCCGACGUAGGUAUUGGGAUCGUUGGGAAGGAAGGAAAGCAAGCUUCUUUAGCAGCUGACUUUUCGAUAACCCAGUUUAGUUUUCUUUCCACCUUACUACUUUGGCACGGACGAAACUCUUACAAGCGGUCUGCCAAAUUGGCCCAAUUCGUUAUUCACAGAGGUCUAAUCAUCUCUGUAUGCCAAGCAGUAUUCUCCAUAUGCUCAAAAUUCGAACCGAUAGCAUUAUACCAAGGGUGGCUCAUGGUUGGUUACGCUACGCUCUACACAAUGGCUCCUGUAUUCUCGCUGACGCUGGAUCACGAUAUUGACCAGUCGCUCACCAAAACCUAUCCAGAACUAUACAAGGAAUUGACGGCGGGAAAAAGUCUAUCGUACAAAACUUUUUUUGUUUGGGUGGCAUUGUCGUUGUUCCAAGGUUGCAUUAUCCAAGGCCUGUCUCAGGGCCUCACAAGCUUGCAAGAAGUGGAUUAUAUGCGCUUGGUCGCUUUGAGUUUCACUGCUUUGGUUCUCAACGAAUUGAUCAUGGUUGCAAUUGAAAUUUACACAUGGAAUAAAGCAAUGAUUCUUUCCGAACUGGUUACAUUUAUCAUAUUUGUGGGGUCAGUGCCUUUCCUCCAGGACUACUUUGAUUUAUCAUUCAUGAUCAAGCCUAUAUUCUACGGGAAACUUGCUACUAUCCUGGGACUUUCCAUCAUACCAGUUUGGGCUGCGAAGGCUUUGCACAGGAAGCUAAAUCCUCCUAGCUAUGCCAAAGUUCAGCAAUUUUACUUUAGUGCUUAG
This is a messenger RNA of Lachancea sp. 'fantastica', 3177 nucleotides long. Lineage: Eukaryota; Fungi; Ascomycota; Saccharomycetes; Saccharomycetales; Saccharomycetaceae. The record is from the annotation of a GenBank genome assembly.